AUGUCCAUGAUGUCACUGGCACGAUUCAUCCAAGGGCUAUGUGCAGGCAUUGCAAUUGUACAGACGCCGCUGUACCUAAAAGAACUUGCUCCUGCCUCCAUGGUUGGUUCCAUUGGCACGCUGAAUCAACUUGCGGUUGUGACUGGUAUUUUUGUCGCGCAGCUUGUUGGUACAUGGGUUGUCACUUGGCGUCAUGCAUGGCAGCGAGUGCCGCAGGUUAGUGCUUGCGUAGCUGGGAUCCAGCUGCUUGUUGGACACAUGUGGGCGGAAGAGAGUCCGGGCUGGCUUGAGAGUGAUGGUGUCGCGUUGGGAGUCGGUUCUGCAGAUGCGGCAGAAAGCGUGCGUACACGACUAGGAUGUUCUUCCUACAGCACAUUGCAUGCUCAAGACACGGGCGACACGCCGAUCCUGGGUAGCGAUGCCCAGACACGAACGCAGUCGAGAUCGUUUACAGACGGAAUGAAGAUCGUCGCACUCACACAAGCAGCGCAACAACUGAGUGGUGUGAAUGCUAUCAUGUACUACAGCACAGGCAUCAUGUCGAAGGUGCUGCCGAAUGUGGCAGCUUUUGUUGGCCUGCUAAUUACGUUGGUCAAUGCGGUCAUGACUCUUCCUCCACUUUGGCUCAUUGAUGAAGCUCGCUUUGGCCGACGCAAACUCUUGCUGCUAUCAGCCACGGGAAUGGGUGUGUCUUGCUUCGUAUUAGCAUUGGGUCUGGUAUCCUCCUACGCGAUGCUGAGCUCACUAGCCAUCUUGCUAGUUAUUGCCUUCUUUUCCGUGGGCUUGGGACCUGUCCCAUUCGUCAUCCUGCCCGAAGUACUACCGCCUUCUCAUGUGUCGAUCGGCUCGUCGCUAGGCCUUGGCAUCAACUGGAUUACGAACAUAUGUACGGCGCUAGCAUUUCAGCCAUUGCGCCGGAUGCUUGGCAGCUGGGACGGUCAGACAGGUGGUCUUGUCUUUGUACUUUUCGGUGGAGUCAACUUGGGCUUUGCCUCAUUAAUUCAACGUAUGUACACAUAG
Molecule: messenger RNA, 1020 nt
Organism: Malassezia globosa CBS 7966
Lineage: Eukaryota; Fungi; Basidiomycota; Malasseziomycetes; Malasseziales; Malasseziaceae
Exons: 1
Coding region: 1-1020 (339 amino acids)
Biological process (GO): monosaccharide transmembrane transport
Cellular component (GO): membrane
Molecular function (GO): hexose transmembrane transporter activity
Source: RefSeq, a predicted model, not a curated record